AACCAAAGGAGGCCCCGCCCCCUAGAGGCCCCGCCCCGCCUCUUACCGCCAGAGCCUGGAGUACCCGGAUGAGGGCGCGCCGUCGGGGGUCGUUGUGAAGCGGCAGCGGCUACGGAGGUGGCUGGUGCGGACGUGAGCGGGUGGGGGAGGUGCUGCAGCCACCUUCACUGUGCUUAGACCCCCGUAGCACCCACAGGAUUGCCCGUCCUCCAGCGCCUCAGUGCGAAGGUGUGAACUCAGUGUGCUUCAGAGCAUCCCCACCAUGACCUCCAAAAAGCUGGUGAACACGGUGGCAGGCUGUGCCGACGAAGCCUUGGCUGGUCUGGUGGCCUGCAACCCCAGCCUGCAGCUCCUGCACGGCCACCGCGUGGCUCUCCGUUCCGACCUGGAGAGCCUCAAGGGCCGGGUGGCACUGCUGUCGGGUGGGGGCUCUGGCCAUGAGCCUGCCCAUGCCGGUUUCAUAGGGAAGGGGAUGCUGACGGGGGUCAUCGCAGGAGCCGUGUUCACCUCCCCGGCGGUGGGCAGCAUCCUGGCAGCCAUCAGGGCAGUGGCCCAGGCGGGCACAGUGGGGACCCUCCUCAUCGUGAAGAACUACACUGGGGAUCGCCUCAACUUUGGCCUGGCCCGGGAGCAGGCCCGGGCUGAGGGCAUCCCUGUGGAGAUGGUGGUCAUUGGGGAUGACAGUGCUUUCACCGUCCUGAAGAAGGUGGGCAGGCGGGGACUCUGUGGCACAGUGCUCAUACACAAGGUGGCAGGUGCCCUGGCUGAGGCAGGUGUGGGGCUGGAGGAAAUCAUAAAUCGGGUGAGCGCGGUUGCCAAGGCCAUGGGGACCCUGGGAGUGAGCUUGUCCUCCUGCAGCAUCCCUGGCUCCAGACCCACCUUUGAGCUCUCGCCGGAUGAGGUAGAGCUGGGCCUGGGGAUCCACGGGGAAGCUGGCGUGCGCCGGAUAAAGAUGGCAAGCGCCAACGAGAUUGUGACGCUCAUGCUGGACCACAUGACGGCCUCCUCCAACGUGUCCCGGGUGCCUGUGCAGUCCGGCUCCUCAGUGGUGCUGAUGGUCAACAACCUUGGUGGCUUGUCAUUCCUGGAACUGGGCAUCAUAGCUGAUGCUGCUGUCCGCACUCUGGAGGGCCGCGGGGUGAAGAUCGCCCGUGCCCUGGUGGGCACCUUCAUGUCAGCCCUGGAGAUGCCCGGCAUCUCUCUCACUCUUCUGCUGGUGGAUGAGCCUCUCCUGAAACUGAUCGAUGCUGAAACCACCGCGUCAGCCUGGCCUAACGUGGCCAAGGUCUCUGUGACUGGGCGGAAGCGGAGCCGGGCCGCCCCUGCUGAGCCUCUGGAGGCCCCUGUUUCCACUGUUGCAGGAGGUUUGACUUCGAAGCGGGUGAUGCUCGUGCUGGAACGGGUGUGCACCACCCUUCUGGGCCUGGAGGAGCAUCUGAAUGCUCUGGACCGCGCUGCCGGUGACGGGGACUGUGGCACCACCCACAGCCGCGCUGCCAGAGCCAUCCACGGGUGGCUGAAGGAGGGCCCACCCCCUGCCAGCCCUGCCCAGCUACUCUCCAAACUCUCCCUCUUGCUCCUGGAGAAAAUGGGAGGCUCAUCUGGGGCGCUUUACGGCCUGUUCCUGACUGCAGCGGCCCAGCCACUCAAGGCCAAGACUGACCUGCCAGCCUGGUGUGCUGCCAUGGAUGCCGGCCUAGAGGCCAUGCAGAAGUACGGGAAGGCUGCUCCAGGGGACAGGACCAUGCUGGAUUCCCUGUGGGCAGCAGGACAGGAGCUCCAAGCCUGGAAAAGCCCAGGGGCCAAUCUGUUCCAAGUUUUGACCAAAGCAGUCCAGAGUGCAGAAGCUGCAGCCGAGGCCACCAAGAACAUGGAAGCUGGAGCCGGAAGAGCCAGUUACAUCAGCUCUGCGCGGCUGGACCAGCCGGACCCUGGGGCAGUGGCAGCUGCAGCCAUCCUCCGUGCCAUCCUGGAGGCCUUGCAGGGCCAGGGCGUGUGAGGGCCUCCUGGGCCUCGGUGCCUCUCUCACCGCUGUGCAGAGAUGACCACUGUCGCUUCGUCCUGUCUUCCAGCUGUUACCCUCCCUCACCGCUGGCCC
This is a messenger RNA of Odobenus rosmarus divergens (Pacific walrus), 2098 nucleotides long. RefSeq names its product dihydroxyacetone kinase 2 homolog (S. cerevisiae) (gene TKFC). Gene Ontology annotation, molecular function: glycerone kinase activity; ATP binding. Bases 263 to 1999 code for a protein of 578 amino acids. NCBI's taxonomy places the organism in Eukaryota, Metazoa, Chordata, Mammalia, Carnivora, Odobenidae. The transcript has 18 exons. Gene Ontology annotation, biological process: glycerol catabolic process. The record is from RefSeq and is a predicted model, not a curated record. Gene Ontology annotation, cellular component: cytosol.